UAUGCGUGAUUGGAGAGCUUUAUAUUGGCUGCCCUGUGCUAUGAACUCUAAACAGAUUGGAACAGCACCCCUGAUGUUUAGCUUGUCCAUUCCUUUGAUAAGCUCGCGAUUUCAGCCGCCAGUCGGGACCGAGCCACCGAGCGCAGUGCUCGUAGUUCCCUCGCCGCGUCUCUCAACUUAUCGUGCCGUAUCCGGUCGUUCUCCUAACUUUUAAAAUCUCGAACUCUGCUCUGGGUGCGCUCCACAGAGGAAUCCAGUGGCAUGGGUCAUGGUGUCAAGAUGACAGCGUGGCUGUUUCUCCUGGCGGCCGCGUGCGCCGCCGAGCCGCUGCACAGCACGCCGCGCACGCGGCACUGGCGCGGCGCCCGCCCCUUCGACAACGCGCCCCAGCAUUUUGUGGGGCCUCACGUUUGCCGCAGUCGCAACAGCACGCAUUGCUGUCCUGGGUGGACGUCGAGACCAAACUCCUUAUUAUGUGUAGUCCCGCUAUGUCGACCGGACUGCGGGUCGCCAGGGGCCUGCAUAGCACCCAACAUGUGCCGCUGCCCCACCGGCGUGGAGGCGCCAUCUUGCCUACAGGGCGGCGCUUACCCUUAUCCCGUGCGGACGCGGGGCGGGUGCCGACGGAUAUGCAUGAACGGCGGCACGUGCACCAACGGGACGUGCGCGUGCGCGCCCGGCUGGAGCGGAGAGUUCUGCACUGAACCAAUCUGUCGAGAGCCCUGCCUGCACGGCGGGCGGUGCAUAGCGCCGGACAGAUGCGUCUGCUUCCACGGCCUGUCCGGGACCAGGUGCGAAAUAGACAGGAGGACAGGCCCCUGCUACACAGAAACGCGGAACGCCCUAUGCACGGGGGCGUUAGAAGGAGUAGUGUGUACCAAACAGCUCUGCUGUGCCACUGUCGGCGUGGCGUGGGGACACCCUUGCGAGCGCUGCGGGGACCUGGACUGUCCCACGGGACAUCUGAGGAACCUGGCCACUAAGGAGUGUCAGGAUAUAGACGAAUGUGCAGCCGUGCCGGGGCUCUGCGAAGGCGGUCGCUGCGUCAACUCAAUAGGAUCCUUUUCUUGCGAGUGCCCCCCGGGGCAACGGAGACACAAACUCACCAACAACUGCGAGGACAUCGACGAGUGCGAGGACCCCGACAUCUGCCCGAACGGAAAAUGUGUAAAUACAGAAGGCGACUACUACUGUUUAUGUAACCCGCACUUCAUACCUAGUCCAGAUAAAAAGUUUUGUAUAGAUGGUCGCGUUGGCAGUUGUUUCGCGUACAUGAGUGACACGGGCGAAUGCUCCGACCGGCUAGCGGUGUCUCUUUCUAACAGAGACUGUUGCUGCGGCUACAACAUGGGCAGGGCGUGGGGGGACCUGUGCCAGCCGUGUCCAUUGAGAGGGUCUAUUGAUUGGACGCAUCUUUGCGGCGGUGGUGCUCUGCCACCUGGUUGGGGCCGUAACGGAACGGAAAGCGGCAGUGGUACUGACGACGAUGAGCCGCACUUCAUCGCCAAGAUCAACGAGUGCAUGCUGCGGAGCGGCAUCUGCGGGCUCGGUCGGUGCCAGGAUAAGGACAAGGGAUACCAAUGUAUUUGCGACGACGGAGCCGAACUGUCAGAGAGGGACGGAAACCCGAUCUGUAUCGAUAUCGACGAGUGCGCGCUCGACUACUGCCGCGGGGGGAACUGUAUCAACAAACCUGGUGGAUUCGAGUGCCGAUGUCCACCUGGUUUUGAUCCAGUUGAGGGCGGAUUGAGAUGCAGCGAUAAAAACGAAUGCGACAUGACGCACGGGCGUAUGUGCACCAACGGAGAAUGUGUCUUAGUCGAUGGGAGUUACGAGUGCACUUGCAACUCCGGCUACGAGCCCACGGAGACCGGGCACGCGUGUCGCGACGUGGACGAGUGUCGCGACAACCCGCGCGUGUGUCGCCGCGGCCGCUGUCGCAACACGCCGGGCAGCUACGAGUGCCAGUGCGAGCCCGGCUUCGAGCUCACCGCGGCCGGCUACUGCGGGGAUGUGGACGAGUGUGCUCAAGGCGCGCUGUGCCAGGGCGGACGCUGCGUGAACAACGAAGGCUCGUUCCAAUGCGUAUGCGAGGCCGGAUACCGGACCACACCGGACCGGGGCGCGUGCGUCGACGUGGACGAGUGUGCCGAGCAGCGUGUGUGUAGGAACGGGCGGUGUCACAACACGCCGGGGUCGUUCCGGUGCGAGUGUACGCCAGGCUUUACGCUUAGUAACGAUGGCCGGACUUGUCUUGAUGAAGUGAAAGACCUGUGUUACGAGAAGUUCGAAGAAGGACAUUGCAGCGGGCCUGGGUCCUCAACGGUCACGAGAUCUCAGUGUUGCUGUAGCGCUUCGAAAGGUUUACACGGUUGGGGCGGUUUGUCCUGCAAAGCGUGCCCUCAGAAGGGAACCCGAGAAUUCGAGAUCCUGUGCCCUGAAGGCGCGAGCAAGGAUAACGGCGGCUCAGAUAUAAACGAGUGCACCAUGAUCCCCGGCAUCUGCGCGCAUGGGGCAUGCGAGAACCUGGCCCCAGGGUACAGGUGCAUAUGCGACCCCGGCUUCCAUUCCGACGGCGACGGUUGCAAGGACAUCGACGAGUGCGACAUGCACCAGUCCUUGUGCAACGGCGGGCAGUGCCGCAACACGCCCGGCAGCUUCACGUGCGUAUGCCCGUCCGGCACGCGGUACGAGCCGGACGAGCAGCUCUGCCGCGACAUAGACGAGUGCGAGGGUGAGAUCAAUUUCAUCGAGAGCGAUUAUGACCGCGGGGACAUACCCCCCAUGUUCCCAGUCACAGAGCAAGUGAAUCCGUGCGAAAACGGACGUUGCAUCAACACGCACGGCGGUUACGAGUGCAAGUGCGAACCCGGUUUUGUGCUCGAUGCGAGCGCUAGACAUUGUCUUGAUAACCGCCGAGGGUCGUGCUGGCGGCGUGUGGUGGACGGGCAGUGCGAGGCGGCGGCGCCGGGAGCGCUGCUGCGGCAGGAGUGCUGCUGCAGCGUCGGCCUGGCGUGGGGCUCCCCCUGCGAGCCUUGCGACACCAGCGACUGCCCCUGCCCGAAGGGCUACGUCAAGUUGGAUGGGACGACAUGUCGAGACGUGGACGAGUGCGAGCUAGAUCGAGACCUGUGCGGCGGCGGACGCUGCGUCAACACGGACGGUUCAUACCGCUGCGAUUGCCCUGACGGUCUUACUCUUGAUCCCACCGGCAACCGCUGCGUAGAUACGCGUCGGGAGUCGUGCUACACGGAGUACUCUGUGGGCCACUGCAGCGGCGCGCUGAGCGGCGAAGUACACAAGUCUACCUGCUGCUGUUCUGUCGUCGGACGAGCUUGGGGCAGCGCGCGGUGCGAACCCUGCCCUAAACGAGGAACGGACGCAUUCCGCAACCUUUGCAUAUCGGAAGCCAACCUUCCCCCUAACGUCUGGAACCGACCCAGCGGCGGUCCGUUUGGUGGAGCUUUCAAUAACAGUGACAACUUGAACGUCAACUUCAAUGGCCACGACGACGGAUGGGGCGGGCCAGGUGAGAAUUGUUAUGUGCUAGUUACAUAUUACCUGCUAAAUGAAGGAUUGGCGCUCCCAUAUUUGUUCGGAAACCGACUUCUCUUAUCUCGGCCUCCGGGUUACCCAAAUGGCCCUGGGGGUCCAAAUGGCCCUGGGGGUCCAAAUGGGCCCUUGGGCCCUGGUAUCCACGGUAGUCCCAACGUGAUACCAGGCCAAAUGGAUGUGAACGAGUGUUCUGCGUUCCCGGGGAUGUGCGGGCAGGGCCGGUGCAGGAACACGCCUGGCUCCUUUGAGUGCGACUGCUUCCCUGGAUACGAAAAGGAUGGCAAAAACCAUACGUGCGUGGACGUUGAUGAGUGCCGCAUUGUAGACGACGUGUGUGGUGCCGGUGAAUGCUUCAACACUGAGGGUGGUUUCCAUUGUCGCUGCCGGCCUGGACACAAGGCUGACGGACUCAGCAAGGUCUGCGUUGAUAUAAACGAGUGCGUGGAGAUGCCUGACUUAUGCCGAAACGGACGCUGCGUAAAUACCCCGGGAUCGUACCGCUGCGAGUGCGGGCUUGGCAUGGAGCUCGCGCCCGACCGGCUCUCGUGCAAGGACGUCGACGAGUGCUCAGUCACAUCCGGUAUUUGCAGUAACGGCGCUUGUGAAAACCAAAUGGGAACCUACCAAUGCGUGUGCGACGAGGGCUAUGCGCAGUCCACGGUGAAAAGCCACUGCGAGGAUAUUGAUGAAUGCGCCGAGGAUCCUACGAGAUGCCAGCAUGAGUGUGUCAACACACCCGGGUCUUACCACUGCAUGUGCCGUGACGGGUGGCACCUCCGCGCUGACGGUCGCACGUGCCGCGACAUCGACGAGUGCUCCGGCGCGCGCGUGUGCGGCGGCGGCGAGUGCCGCAACACGCCGGGCGGCUACGUGUGCUCGUGCGGCGAAGGCUUGCUGCCCGCGCCGGACAGAGCUAAGCCGACGUGCUUGGACGUGGACGAGUGCGCUGACAAUCCUGACCUAUGCGGAGCGGGUGAAUGCCGCAACACCAUAGGCAGCUUUGUAUGUCGCUGCCCGGACGGCUACAGUGUGAAACCGGAGCAAGGGCCAGCUUGCACGGACGACGAUGAGUGUGAACUCGGUACUUGCGACUGCCACCCUAGCGCCGACUGCGUUAACUUGCCCGGUUCAUUCCAAUGCCGCUGCAGAGAGGGUUGGCGCGGCGACGGCAGCGAAUGCGAAGACGUGGACGAGUGCCUGACGAACAAUGGCGGCUGCCAUCCGCACGCGACCUGCCGCAACACGGACGGCUCCUUCAUGUGUCUGUGCGACACUGGAUAUAAGGGAGACGGUUACAUGUGUACGGACAUCGAUGAAUGCGAGAACGACCCCACAUUGUGCGAGAAUGGACACUGCUCAAACACCCCCGGCGGUUACGAGUGCGACUGCGACGUCGGGUUCACCAAGUCACCUGACGCCACUUCAUGUCUCGACAUGGACGAGUGCGCCACAUUUGACAACGUGUGCGUGUUCGGUCGCUGUGUGAACACAUACGGCAUGUUUAAGUGUAUCUGCGACAAGGGAUACCAGUCCGACAGUGUGGAUGACUUGAUGCCCGGAUUCAAUUGCACGGACGUGGACGAGUGCAAAUCGCCGCAGUCGUGCCAGUACGGUACUUGCAUCAACACAGAUGGAUCCUACAUCUGCCGAUGCCCGCCUAACUACGAGUUGGUUUCGGACGGAACCGCUUGUUUCGACUCUCGUAAAGCGCGCUGCUACGGCAGAGUGGAUCUUCGCUCGGGUACCGAACAUUGCCUCAAUGGCGACGAGCUCUCUGAAGAUGGAACCAUGGCUGCCUGCUGCUGCUCAGUGGGUGCUGCAUGGGGCAAAUAUUGCGAUCUUUGCCCGGAACCAGGCUCCGAGGCUUAUCGGCAACUCUGCCCCGGUGGUCCUGGAUAUCAACCUGUGCUGGAACCGCCAUCAUACGUCGUAACACUAUCCGACAUCGACGAGUGCGCACAACACCCCGCUCUAUGCGAACACGGUACAUGUACGAACACGUUCGGCUCCUUCGUAUGUGCGUGCGGGGAGGGCUGGGCGUUAGCACACGAUCAGAGGAAAUGCGAAGACAUUGACGAAUGCUUGGAGCCGGAGAUUUGCGGGCCUGGAGUGUGCAGGAAUCUGCCGGGGUCUUAUGUGUGUCUCUGUCCAGAGGGAUACGUCGCCAUGCCUAAUGGAAAGGAAUGCGUCGACGUCCGCCAACGGCAAUGCUACAUGGACUGGGACCCGGACACGGAGCGUUGUUCCUCCGCCGUCGGCGUGCCCCAAACCAAGUACCUGUGCUGUUGUUCCGUGGGCCGCGCUUGGGGCGAGCCUUGCGAGGCCUGCCCGGACAAGAACUCGCGGGAAUAUUCCGUGUUCUGCGGCGCCGAGCCAGGCAACUACAGGGACCCGACUAACAAUGAGACCAAGCCUAUUGAUGAGUGUUCGAUCAUGCCGCAACUCUGCAAGCCCGGACGAUGUGUGGACACUCCUGGUGGAUUUACGUGCUUAUGCGACCAUGGUUACGAAUACGACGCGACCUCCCAUCAGUGUCGCGACGUUGACGAAUGCGGUACCAUCUCGACUCCGUGCCGCGGGCUCGCGCAGUGCGUCAACCUGCCCGGCGCCUACGAGUGCCGCUGCCCGCCCGGGUACCGCCUGUCGACCACCCUCGAUACCUGCGAAGAUAUCGAUGAGUGCGCCGACCCGAGGCUGUGUGAGCACGGGGACUGUCGGAACACGAUCGGUUCCUACAGGUUAUGCCGCUGCCCGCCCGGGUACCGCCUGUCGACCACCCUCGAUACCUGCGAAGAUAUCGAUGAGUGCGCCGACCCGAGGCUGUGUGAGCACGGGGACUCGCAGUGUGUCAACCUGCCCGGCGCCUACGAGUGCCGCUGCCCGCCCGGGUACCGCCUGUCGACCACCCUCGAUACCUGCGAAGAUAUCGAUGAGUGCGCCGACCCGAGGCUGUGUGAGCACGGGGACUGUCGGAACACGAUCGGCUCCUACAGGUCCCAUAAACUACUACUCGCGCAGUGCGUCAACCUGCCCGGCGCCUACGAGUGCCGCUGCCCGCCCGGGUACCGCCUGUCGACCACCCUCGAUACCUGCGAAGAUAUCGAUGAGUGCGCCGACCCGAGGCUGUGUGAGCACGGGGACUGUCGGAACACGAUUGGCUCCUACAGGUCCCAUAAACUACUACUAGCGCAGUGCGUCAACAUGCCCGGCGCCUACGAGUGCCGCUGCCCGCCCGGGUACCGCCUGUCGACCACCCUCGAUACCUGCGAAGAUAUCGAUGAGUGCGCCGACCCGAGGCUGUGUGAGCACGGGGACUGUCGGAACACGAUUGGCUCCUACAGGUCCCAUAAACUACUACUAGCGCAGUGUGUCAACCUGCCCGGCGCCUACGAGUGCCGCUGCCCGCCCGGGUACCGCCUGUCGACCACCCUCGAUACCUGCGAAGAUAUCGAUGAGUGCGCCGACCCGAGGCUGUGUGAGCACGGGGACUGUCGGAACACGAUGGGCUCCUACAGGUCCCAUAAACUACUACUAGCGCAGUGCGUCAACAUGCCCGGCGCCUACGAGUGCCGCUGCCCGCCCGGGUACCGCCUGUCGACCACCCUCGAUACCUGCGAAGAUAUCGAUGAGUGCGCCGACCCGAGGCUGUGUGAGCACGGGGACUGUCGGAACACAAUUGGCUCCUACAGGUCCCAUAAACUACUACUAGCGCAGUGUGUCAACCUGCCCGGCGCCUACGAGUGCCGCUGCCCGCCCGGGUACCGCCUGUCGACCACCCUCGAUACCUGCGAAGAUAUCGAUGAGUGCGCCGACCCGAGGCUGUGUGAGCACGGGGACUGUCGGAACACGAUUGGCUCCUACAGGUCCCAUAAACUACUACUAGCGCAGUGUGUCAACCUGCCCGGCGCCUACGAGUGCCGCUGCCCGCCCGGGUACCGCCUGUCGACCACCCUCGAUACCUGCGAAGAUAUCGAUGAGUGCGCCGACCCGAGGCUGUGUGAGCACGGGGACUGUCGGAACACGAUGGGCUCCUACAGGUCCCAUAAACUACUACUAGCGCAGUGCGUCAACAUGCCCGGCGCCUACGAGUGCCGCUGCCCGCCCGGGUACCGCCUGUCGACCACCCUCGAUACCUGCGAAGAUAUCGAUGAGUGCGCCGACCCGAGGCUGUGUGAGCACGGGGACUGUCGGAACACAAUUGGCUCCUACAGGUCCCAUAAACUACUACUAGCGCAGUGUGUCAACCUGCCCGGCGCCUACGAGUGCCGCUGCCCGCCCGGGUACCGCCUGUCGACCACCCUCGAUACCUGCGAAGAUAUCGAUGAGUGCGCCGACCCGAGGCUGUGUGAGCACGGGGACUGUCGGAACACGAUUGGCUCCUACAGAUGCGAGUGCCGGCCCGGCUUCACGCUGCGCGACGGCUCGUGCCGCGACGUGGACGAGUGCGUGCGGCCGCGCCCCAUGUGCCGCAACGGCACUUGCGAGAACCUGCCCGGCUCCUACACGUGCCACUGCGACGAGGGCUUCAAGCCUGGCGCCAACAACGACUGCAUCGAUGUAAACGAAUGCCGCGAAGGAGGCAUGGUGUGCCGCAACGGCCGCUGCCGCAACACUCUAGGCUCGUUCCGUUGCGAGUGCUCCCCCGGCUACGCUCUCACGGGCGACGGGCGGAACUGUCGCGAUGUAGACGAGUGCGCUGAGACGCCGGAGCCUUGUGGGCGAGAGGGCGAGCCGUCUUGUACUAACACUAUGGGCAGCUAUGAGUGUUCGUGUGGCAAAGGCUGGCGUUUAGUGAACAAACGCUGCGUGGACCGAGACGAGUGCCGCGAGAUACAGGACGUGUGUGCCGGCGGAGACUGUCACAACUUCAAUGGCGGAUACCGAUGCGAAUGUCCCGAAGGCUGGAGUUUCUAUGAAGACUUGGCAAUCUGCGUGGACGAGCGCAAAGAGCUGUGCUUCGACAACUGGUCCGCAGGCCGCUGUCACGACGCGCGCCCGCUGCAGCUGUCCCGCCCCGAGUGCUGCUGCUCCGACGGUGCGGCGUGGGGUCGAAGAUGCGAGCGCUGCCCUCCGCCCGAAACACCAGAAUUCCUACGUAUCUGUCUGGGAGGCAUGGGUCGCCCUAAUAUCACUCAGGACCUGAACGAGUGCGAGGUCCGUCCAGACAUCUGUCGCGGCGGCCGUUGUAUCAACACGGACGGCUCGUUCCGCUGCGAGUGCCCUGACGGAUACCAGCUGGAUGCCACCGGCCUGGCUUGCGAGGACGCAGAUGAAUGCCUCGUCGACCCGCGCAUCUGCGGCAACGGAACUUGCACCAACAAACCUGGCGAGUACGAGUGUACAUGCAACCAGGGCUUCACGCAGGGACCUGAGCAGACGUGCGUGGACAUCGACGAGUGCGCCGAGGGCAUGGCGGGCUGCUCUUUCCGCUGCCACAACACGCCCGGAUCAUGGCGAUGCGUGUGCCCGUACGGUUACACGAUGGCCGCCGACGGAACACAUUGUAAAGACUUGGACGAGUGCGCUGCGGACCCAUCGCCGUGUCCGCACGCUUGCGAGAACUCUGUGGGGUCGUACAAGUGCACGUGCCCUGAAGGCUACCGUCGAACGUCCGCCCCGCACAACGCCGAGGACGCCUGCGAGGACAUCGACGAGUGCGAGGACGACUCGCGCUGCUCGCCCGGCGUGUGCGUCAACACCGACGGCGGGUACACGUGCGACUGCGACGCGGGCUUCGAGCUCAGCAGCGACGGCACCGCGUGCAUCGAUCGGCGCACAGGCCAAUGUUACCGCUCGCUGGUCGGCGGGCGCUGCGUGCCGGAGCCGUGGCCGCGCGCCGCCGCGCCGCCCGCGCCCAGCCAGAUCACCAAAGCGAUAUGCUGCUGCACGCUCGGCGUAGCUUGGGGUUCCGAGUGCGAGCUCUGCCCCCAACCAGGCACCAAAGAACGUCUCGACCUAUGCACGCCUGACAAUCUCACCCCACCUGGGCAAGGUAGCCACGGGGGCGGCGGUAGUAACGGGGGCGGCGGCGGGGGCGGCGGGGGCACGGGAGGGGGGGAGGCCAUGGUGGUACCAGAUAUAUACGGAGAUGUGGACGAAUGUGCGGCCAUGCCUGGGCUGUGCACGCCUGGCAGAUGCGUCAAUACUAUUGGCAGUUUCCGCUGUGUAUGCCCCCGUGGUUAUAAGUCGGCGGAUGGAAUCUGCGUGGACAUGGACGAGUGCGCCGCACGCCCGCCGCCGUGCGAGCAACUGUGCCGCAACACCGAGGGUUCUUACGAGUGCUUGUGUCGCACGGGAUACGAGGUUGAUGAGGACGGAGCGAACUGCCGCGACGUGGACGAAUGUGCCGCCGGUACACACACCUGCCAACAGACCUGCACCAACACCGAGGGAUCCUUCGAGUGCUCCUGCCAGGAGGGCUAUGAGAAACGCGGCGAUGCUUGUAUCGAUGUGAACGAGUGUCUCGAGGAAGGCGUGUGUCCGUCGCCGGGCAAGUGCGUGAACCUGCUAGGCUCGUACCGUUGCGUCUGUCCCCGCGGGUUCCGUCUGGACUUGGAAGGCUCGCGCUGCCUGGACAGGGACGAGUGCGCGGACGGCCGCUGCCAAUCGCCAUGCCGUAAUUAUGCUGGCUCCUACCGCUGCGACUGCCCUGCUGGUAAGUGCACCUUCCGUCCACCACCAUCCAGCACUUAUUCAUCCAUCCAACCAUCGAUCCACCACCAAUACCGUUCUUACCGUUGCGUCUGUCCCCGCGGGUUCCGCCUGGACUUGGAAGGCUCGCGCUGCCUGGACAGGGACGAGUGCGCGGACGGCCGCUGCCAAUCGCCAUGCCGUAAUUAUGCUGGCUCCUACCGCUGCGACUGCCCUGCUGGUAAGUGCACCUUCCGUCCACCACCAUCCAGCACUUAUUCAUCCAUCCAACCAUCGAUCCACCACCAAUACCGUUCUUACCGUUGCGUCUGUCCCCGCGGGUUCCGCCUGGACUUGGAAGGCUCGCGCUGCCUGGACAGGGACGAGUGCGCGGACGGCCGCUGCCAAUCGCCAUGCCGUAAUUAUGCUGGCUCCUACCGCUGCGACUGCCCUGCUGGUAAGUGCACCUUCCGUCCACCACCAUCCAGCACUUAUUCAUCCAUCCAACCAUCGAUCCACCACCAAUACCGUUCUUACCGUUGCGUCUGUCCCCGCGGGUUCCGCCUGGACUUGGAAGGCUCGCGCUGCCUGGACAGGGACGAGUGCGCGGACGGCCGCUGCCAAUCGCCAUGCCGUAAUUAUGCUGGCUCCUACCGCUGCGACUGCCCUGCUGGUAAGUGCACCUUCCGUCCACCACUAUCCAGCACUUAUUCAUCCAUCCAACCAUCGAUCCACCACCAAUACCGUUCUUACCGUUGCGUCUGUCCCCGCGGGUUCCAUCUGGACUUGGAAGGCUAG
Cydia amplana is the source of this 10983-nucleotide messenger RNA. RefSeq names its product fibrillin-2-like. Gene Ontology annotation, molecular function: chitin binding; calcium ion binding. NCBI's taxonomy places the organism in Eukaryota, Metazoa, Arthropoda, Insecta, Lepidoptera, Tortricidae. Gene Ontology annotation, cellular component: extracellular region. The record is from RefSeq and is a predicted model, not a curated record. Bases 262 to 10983 code for a protein of 3573 amino acids. The transcript has 63 exons.